Bolinopsis microptera is the source of this 1785-nucleotide messenger RNA. RefSeq lists its product as uncharacterized. The record is from RefSeq and is a predicted model, not a curated record. NCBI's taxonomy places the organism in Eukaryota, Metazoa, Ctenophora, Tentaculata, Lobata, Bolinopsidae. The transcript is spliced from 2 exons. Gene Ontology annotation, cellular component: lysosome. The coding region runs from base 1 to 1785 and encodes 594 amino acids. Gene Ontology annotation, molecular function: cysteine-type endopeptidase activity.
AUGGCGUCCAUGCAAGACAGUAUAUCUCUAUUGACCGAGCUUACGACCGACCAAGCUGAUAAAAUCGCCUCCUUGACGGAAGACCAAGCUGAUAAAAUUGCUUCCUUGACGAAAGACCAAGCUGAUAACAUCGCUUCCUUGACAGCAAUGAUGACGACUAAGUUAGAUGAGGCGAAGGAAGAGAUCGGGCAGCUGAAACGUGAUCUUUCGAGCUCGCAAAGCAAGAUAGAUGAGGCGAAGGAAGCGAUCGAGCAGUUGAAACGUGAUCGUUCGAGCUCGCAAAGCAAGAUUGCUCAGCUAGAAAACGGAACUGCUUCGUUUCACGACGAAACUAUGGUCGCCAUGGAUGAGCUUAAAAAUGAGUUUAAAAGCGAGCUGGCUGAAAACUCGGAAGAGAAACGAGCUGAGUUAGUGAAUGCAACUUCGUCCUUAAAAAACGAAUCUGAAGCCGUCAUGGAGGAGCUAAAAAGCGAACUUUCAAACGACAUAGAGGAUUUGGCUGCUAAGCUAGACGAUAUAGGCUGGCCAGAAGGGUCGUACUUUAUCUGCCUGGUGGCUGCCUCUCUCGCUGCUGAAGAUGUCCUUCGUGGUAUCCUCCGAUCCCCCAAAGAGACCCUCAAGCUCUACGGAGAUUUCAAAUCCCAGGAGCACCUCAAGUUCCUUGCAUCUGAAGACCGAAUGAGGUUCCGACUCUUCCGAUCCAAUGCUCAACUGGUAGCUCAAGCUAACGAGGAGGGAGGAUCUGCCGUAUUUGGCCUCAACUUCUUCUCUGCGCUGACUGAAGAUGAGAAGCAACAGUACCUUGGACUGAACGUUACUGGACAUGACGAGAACCCUAUGCACGUCGCCUCUUCUUCGCUCAGUGAUAAGAAGCCCCCAACAGAGAAACUGUGGACCAAUGAGGGUAUGGUUACAGCAGUAAAGAACCAAGGAAGCUGUGGAUCUUGCUGGACGUUCGGAGCCGUAGGAGGUUUGGAGACAAGGUAUCACGGAGUAUCUGGUAAACUGAGGAGUUUCGCAGAGCAGGAAUACCUGGACUGUGUCUACGAGGGACAGAGGAACGGUUGCAACGGUGGAUGGCCUGAUAACUGUUACGACUACUCCAGGAAUAACGGUGGAAGGUUGGCUUCAACUGCUGACUACGGGUACGCUGCUAAAGAUGGUAGUUGCAAAGGAAGUUCGAAACCCAACGCUAUGGUGGCUGCUAAAAUCGUCGGCUACACCAGGGUUAGCGCAACAGAGAAGGCGAACAUUGAAGCCCUUGCAUCAGGCUCCUUGUCCGUCGCUUUCGAGGUGACAAAUUACUUCCAACAGUACCAAGGUGGCAUCAUCCAAGACAGAACAUGCACCGGGAAACCAAACCACGCCGUCACAGCUGUAGGAUACGCAUCGAAAUUUGUCCUGGUUAAGAACUCUUGGGGAUCAACAUGGGGAGAAAGUGGAUUCGUGAAGUUCGAUCGAGGGUACGACCCCAAAUGCGGCCUCUUCAAGUACAGCAGCUACCCCAACCUUGAUACAACUGGACAGUCUGACAACACUCCUUCUGAUGAAGCUACCGACUACAGACCUUCUGAGGAGGAUAAUGUUAACCCUGACCCAAACUGCAAAGACAAGGCAACUAACUGUAGGUACGCUUGGUGCAACAGAGGGGGUAAAUGGGACAACAUAGUUAAGAAGAACUGCCAGAAGACUUGUAACAAGUGUGAUGGUGGAAAUGAUGGAGAGUGCCCCAGCGGCACCAUUAGAUGUUCUGACGGAGUGUGCCGACACGAACACAUGUGCUAG